Messenger RNA from Colletotrichum siamense, 384 nucleotides. RefSeq lists its product as uncharacterized. The record is from RefSeq and is a predicted model, not a curated record. The coding region runs from base 1 to 384 and encodes 127 amino acids. Lineage: Eukaryota; Fungi; Ascomycota; Sordariomycetes; Glomerellales; Glomerellaceae. The transcript is spliced from 3 exons.
AUGCCCUCGUCGUCAGAGAUGAACAGAUACUGGAUUCCCAGGUUGGACAUCCACAAAAAGAUCAUCACCCAAGAGCUUCCAUACUACCUUGGUCCGGAUGCGACGGUCAGACCGUACACAAACGAGGGAGAGGAUGGUUUCCUCAUCACUACCCCAGGCCCCUGCCUAACAGAUGAACAAAUCGACGAUAUCUGCAGGAAAUCCAAAGAAAUGUGGGAGCGACAAGCCGCGAUUAGGGCUCAGGAGGCCGACAAGCCUCUCAAGAGACCGCUGCACCAGCCGGUGGUCAUAUCCAGAGGGUCGAACGACUCGUCACGAAGGAGACACGAUGCACACCGCAGCCACGAGCGGCAUCGACGUUACGAUGAUAGGCGACGUGAAUGA